Eremothecium gossypii ATCC 10895 is the source of this 1278-nucleotide messenger RNA. RefSeq names its product isocitrate dehydrogenase (NADP(+)) IDP1 (gene IDP1). Bases 1 to 1278 code for a protein of 425 amino acids. NCBI's taxonomy places the organism in Eukaryota, Fungi, Ascomycota, Saccharomycetes, Saccharomycetales, Saccharomycetaceae. Gene Ontology annotation, cellular component: mitochondrion. The transcript has a single exon. Gene Ontology annotation, molecular function: isocitrate dehydrogenase (NADP+) activity; magnesium ion binding; NAD binding. Gene Ontology annotation, biological process: isocitrate metabolic process. The record is from RefSeq and is marked provisional.
AUGCUCGGCAGAGGCAGGAUGCUCGGCAGAAGGUUGUUUUCAGGUAGCAGGGCGGCGGCGCGGAUCCGGGUGAAGACGCCGGUGGUGGAGUUGGACGGGGAUGAGAUGACGCGGAUCAUCUGGGAGCGCAUCAAGCAGCAGCUGGUGCUGCCGCACGUGGACGUGGAGCUGAAGUACUACGACCUGUCGAUCACGUCGCGGGACGCGACGUCGGACCAGGUGACGGUGGACGCGGCCCACGCGAUCAAGCAGUACGGGGUGGGCGUGAAGUGCGCGACGAUCACGCCCGAUGAGGCGCGCGUGCGGGAGUUCGGGCUGAAGAAGAUGUGGCGGUCGCCCAACGGCACGAUCCGCAACAUUCUGGGCGGGACGGUGUUCCGCGAGCCGAUUGUGAUUCCACGGAUCCCCAGGCUGGUGCCGGGGUGGGAAAAGCCGAUCAUCAUCGGCAGGCACGCGCACGGGGACCAGUACAAGGCCACGGACGCGGUGGUCCCUGGCGCGGGCACGCUCGACCUGGUGUUCCGGCCGGCGGACGGAUCUGCACCCACUUCGCUGCAUGUGUACGACUUCGCGGGGCCUGGCGUUGCCCUGGCGAUGUACAACACCGAGGAGUCCAUACGCGGCUUCGCGCACGCGUCGUUCCGCCUGGCGCUGGCCAAGCAGCUGAACCUGUUCCUGUCGACGAAGAACACGAUCCUCAAGCAGUACGACGGCCGCUUCAAGGACGUGUUCGAGGAGCUGUACCAGGCGCAGUACAAGGCCGAGUUCGAGCGCCUGGGCAUCUACUACGAGCACCGCCUCAUCGACGACAUGGUUGCGCAGAUGGUCAAGUCCAAGGGCGGCUUCAUCAUGGCACUCAAGAACUACGACGGCGACGUCCAGUCGGACAUCGUUGCGCAGGGCUUCGGCUCGCUCGGCCUGAUGACCUCGGUCCUGGUGACGCCGGACGGCAAGACCUUCGAGAGCGAGGCUGCCCACGGCACCGUCACGCGCCACUUCCGCCAGCACCAGGCGGGUAAGGAGACGUCCACCAACUCCAUCGCGUCCAUCUUUGCCUGGACCCGCGGCCUCGCCAAGCGCGGGGAGCUCGACAACACGCCGGACGUGGUCAACUUCGCCCACGCGCUCGAGGCGGCCACCACGAACACGGUCCAGCUCGACGGGAUCAUGACCAAGGACCUCGCGCUGGCCUGCGGCAGGUCGGACCGCUCGGCCUACGUGAACACGAACGAGUUCAUCGAUGCCGUCGAGGCACGGCUCAAGAAGGAGCUUGCUUAG